This is a messenger RNA of Macaca mulatta (Rhesus monkey), 2546 nucleotides long. The record is from RefSeq and is a predicted model, not a curated record. NCBI's taxonomy places the organism in Eukaryota, Metazoa, Chordata, Mammalia, Primates, Cercopithecidae.
UUCUGAUAGCAGGCAGCCAUCUUGCUUGGAGCCUGAGAAAGGGAGGAGAGACAGAAGGAACCGGCGACAGUGGUCUCAGGGCCGCUCCGGGGGGCCUCAAGAACCGGAGGCAGCCCCGGAGGUGGUUCCCGAUCCCGGGCUAUGCUCUUGGACCUGAGAAGGGAAGGCGGAGGGCGGCGGGGACAGGAUGGAUGGGGAAUGUCAAGCAAGGAAUGCUAGGCGGGGGAGGGGCGUUGCUAUGGCGACUGGGGAGGGGCGGUGUCUGUUCUGAAUCGCUGUGUGUCACCCCGGCGCUGCCCAGGAAGGGCAGGGCUGGGGUGAUGACCAUGGUAACAGCCGGGUGGGAGUUCGUGACAUCUCCGGCGCGGAGGGACUCGAUGUCUAUGGCAGUGGUCGCCUGGCGGACGGGACGGAACUAGAUCCCUUCGCUCGGGACGCUCACAUUCCAGGCCCUUGUCCUGCAGGCUCCCGCGGGCGGACACGCCAGAGGAGGAGGCCGGGGAAUGGCCGCGGUGUGGCAGCAAGUCUUAGCAGUGGACGCGAGGUGAGGCGUGGGGUCGAAGCCCAUGGGAGCAGAACUUACUGUGGUGCAUGCGCAAUGGCGAUAAGUGAGGCUGGGCGGAGAACUUGCCUUAAUGCGGCUGCGUGGGCAUGCCGGAGGUACAACGCGUACCGCACACCAACGUUUCCACAGUUUCGGACGCAGUAUAUCCGCCGGCGCAGCCAGCUGCUGCGGGAGAAUGCCAAGGCUGGGCACCCCCCAGCGCUGCGUCGGCAGUACCUGAGGCUUCGGGGGCAGCUGCUGGGCCAGCGCUACGGACCCCUCUCCGAGCCAGGCAGUGCUCGUGCCUAUAGCAACAGCAUCGUCCGCAGUAGCCGCACUACCCUUGACCGCAUGGAGGACUUUGAGGAUGAUCCUCGGGCCCUGGGGGCCCGUGGGCACCGUCGUUCUGUCAGCCGAGGCUCCUACCAGCUACAGGCACAGAUGAACCGUGCUGUCUAUGAGGACAGGCCCCCUGGCAGCGUGGUGCCCACGUCAGCGGCAGAGGCAAGUCGGGCCAUGGCCGGGGACACAUCACUGAGCGAGAACUAUGCCUUUGCGGGCAUGUACCAUGUUUUUGACCAGCACGUGGAUGAGGCAGUCCCAAGGGUGCGCUUCGCGAAUGAUGACCGGCACCGCCUGGCCUGCUGCUCACUCGACGGCAGCAUCUCCCUGUGCCAGCUGGUGCCCGCCCCACCCACAGUGCUUCGUGUGCUACGGGGCCACACCCGUGGUGUCUCUGACUUCGCCUGGUCCCUCUCCAAUGACAUCCUCGUGUCCACCUCACUGGAUGCCACCAUGCGCAUCUGGGCCUCUGAGGAUGGCCGCUGCAUCCGGGAGAUCCCUGACCCUGAUGGCGCUGAACUGCUCUGCUGCACCUUCCAGCCCGUCAACAACAACCUCACCGUGGUGGGGAACGCCAAGCACAACGUGCAUGUCAUGAACAUCUCCACGGGCAAGAAAGUGAAGGGGGGCUCCAGCAAGCUGACGGGCCGUGUCCUUGCUCUGUCCUUUGAUGCCCCUGGCCGGCUGCUCUGGGCGGGUGAUGACCGGGGCAGUGUCUUCUCUUUCCUCUUCGACAUGGCCACGGGGAAGCUGACUAAAGCCAAGCGUCUGGUGGUGCAUGAGGGGAGCCCUGUGACCAGCAUCUCAGCCCGGUCCUGGGUCAGCCGCGAGGCCCGGGAUCCCUCACUGCUCAUCAAUGCUUGCCUCAACAAGCUGCUGCUCUACAGGGUGGUAGACAACGAGGGGACCCUGCAGCUGAAGAGAAGCUUCCCCAUCGAGCAGAGCUCACAUCCUGUGCGCAGCAUCUUCUGUCCCCUCAUGUCGUUCCGCCAGGGGGCCUGCGUGGUGACGGGCAGUGAGGACAUGUGCGUGCACUUCUUUGAUGUGGAGCGGGCGGCCAAGGCUGCCGUCAACAAGCUGCAGGGCCACAGUGCACCUGUGCUUGAUGUCAGCUUCAACUGCGACGAGAGCCUACUGGCCUCCAGUGACGCCAGCGGCAUGGUCAUCGUCUGGAGGCGGGAGCAGAAGUAGGGUCCUGUCAGCCCUGCUGCUGUCCUCCAUCCCACCCCUCUUACUCCAGCCUCGUGUUGUAAAUAAAGUUUCGGUGGUCGUGCUGAGGGCCAGCUCCCAACUCUGCCAGGGACGGGCAGGGCAGCGGGCAGCUCCAGGAACACAGUGGAACGGGGUUCAUUGACUCAUUCGUGCAUUCAUGCAUCGACGGAUUCAUUCAUUCCACAAGCAUUGAUUGAAUGUCUGCUGGGUCACAGGCACCGCCUUAACUGUUUUACAUACUCAUGCAUUCGAUAGACAUUAGUGAGCCCCGACCGUGUGCCAGGAACCGUUCUGGGCACUGGGGAUACUGCUCUGACCUAAACUGACAGAAAUGCCUGCCCUCAUUGGGCUUGCAUCAUAAUGGAGACAGUAGACAAAAAUACGGAACAGGCCAGCUAAUGAUGAGUGGUGUGAAGAAAAUAAAGCAAGGAUGGGAGACAGAGCUACA